Molecule: messenger RNA, 1368 nt
Organism: Microthlaspi erraticum
Lineage: Eukaryota; Viridiplantae; Streptophyta; Magnoliopsida; Brassicales; Brassicaceae
Source: the annotation of a GenBank genome assembly
AUGGUUGGUAGAAAUACACAAACCCUAAUCUGCGGACAAGGGUCGAGUCAAGGAUCGCAAGAAGAAGAUGUGAUAAGCCAAUUACCAGAUCAACUGAUAUCUGACAUUCUGUAUCAUCUUCACACGAAGGAAGUUGUCACAACAAGUCUUUUAUCCACGAGGUGGAGAAAUCUUUGGAAACUAGUUCCUGGAUUGGACUUAGACACGUGCAAAUUCCCUAAUUUCAAUGCCUUGGCAAGUUUCGCUCACAGGUUUUUUAGUUUCCACAUGGAGACAGAGAUAACAAGAUUAAGGUUAAGGAUUAGUGCUCGUGAUUAUCAUCAUCAUAAGUCUAAUGACGAAAAUUAUGUCCCACUCUGGAUCGAAGCUGCUUUAACUAGGCAUAGGACUCAACAUCUUGAUGUUUAUUUUGGAUAUUACUACCCGAGCAACAAAGUAGAGAUACCCUUGAGCGUGUUUACCUGUGAGAGACUAGUACACUUACGACUCUUUGGGGCUCACUUGUUUAACGCCGAGAGUGUUUCUUUACCUUGUCUCAAGAUCAUCCAUUUAGAAUAUGUUAGGGCUCCAAACGAGGCCACUUUGGAGAAACUUAUCUCAGGCUCUCCGGUUCUCGAAGAUUUAACCAUCAUCAGGUGUAAUGAUAGGUAUGCUGAUAAUGCAAAGGUUUUACAAGUUGGCUCUCAGACGGUAAAGAGAAUCGACAUUGAUCAGUUUGCGCAACUUGUGAUUAGUGAUGCUCCUCUACUCCAGUUUUUUAGGGUUAGGGUUUACCUUAAAGAGACCUUCAAGAUCAUCAUCAAUUCGGGUUUCUCUGCAAAAGUAGAUGUGGAUCUCAGCGCUGGUUGUGAAUUUAAUCCGUUAAUAUCGACUGUCGGCGAUCUCCUGACCGGUAUAUCGACUGUCGGCGGCGAUCUAGUUCUUAGUAGAGAUAUUUGCAAGGUCAUGUACCAAUACUCGAAAAUAGAACAACUGCCUCAAUUUGGUUUACUGUCAAGUCUGUGUGUUAGUCUCUUAGCAUCCGAUUUAACUUGGUUGCCGGAAAUUCUUGAGAACUGCCCGAAACUGAAAUCCCUUUUCUUGGUAUGGUAUGGUAACUCUGAGAUGGUGCCCGACGAUGAAAUGAGUGAGAUCAGUUUGCCACCUAUGAUCGAGUGUUUGUUAUCGUCGCUCGAGUUUGUUGAUAUCAAAACAAGGGUCUCGGGAGAUGAUACAGAAAUGAAACUAGUAUGGUACUUCUUAGUAAAUUCAUUAAUCCUCAAGAAACUCACGGUACGAUUGGAUUCUCAUCCAACAAAAGAUGACAUCUCCGAAGAGAUCCUCGGUUUCCCAAGACGCUCUAUCACAUGUGAAGUCAUCGUACUCUGA